CACAGCUCCCAUGAACUGACAGGAGGAUGGUGCGCUGCAUUCCCAGCAUUCUGUGAGGAGGAUCCCCCCCUGCGCAUCCACAGCGGAGAAGGAGACGCCGAGACAAACUAAAAUAUAUCAAAUCCUCCAGAUUGAGCUGGUAAUCUGCCACCAUGUCCGCUGGAGGAGAUUUGGGGAACCCCCUGAGGAAAUUUAAACUGGUGUUUUUGGGAGAGCAGAGCGUGGGGAAAACGUCUCUCAUCACCAGAUUUAUGUACGACAGUUUUGACAACACGUAUCAGGCAACCAUUGGGAUUGACUUCCUAUCAAAGACCAUGUAUCUGGAGGACCGGACAGUAAGGCUGCAGCUGUGGGACACAGCCGGACAGGAGCGCUUCAGAAGCCUGAUUCCAAGCUACAUUAGGGAUUCUACAGUGGCAGUGGUUGUAUAUGACAUUACAAAUGUGAAUUCCUUCCAGCAAACCUGCAAAUGGAUUGAUGAUGUCAGGACAGAGAGAGGAAGUGAUGUCAUCAUCAUGCUAGUUGGCAACAAGACAGACUUGGAGGAGAAGAGGCAGAUCACGAUCGAAGAAGGAGAACAGAGAGCCAAAGAGCUGAAUGUGAUGUUCAUAGAGACCAGUGCCAAGACCGGCUCCAAUGUCAAACAGCUGUUUCGCCGAGUCGCCGCAGCCCUCCCUGGAAUGGAAAGCUUGGACGAUGCGAAUCCCGAAGGCAUGAUUGACAUCAAGCUGGACAAACCAGCAGAGCCCACCGUCCCCGAGGGAGGGUGCUCCUGUUAAUGCCGAGCUGCAUUUGGACAGCUCACUUCACAUCAUAGGCUUGUUGUGUUGCUUACUACUGGUUAGCUUCCAGGUGACUUCUCUAAGUGGAUAUAGAAUCUGGGCCUUGUACUUUAAUUGGACAAACCAAAUAUUAUCUUUCAGUCUUGUUUAGUUGUAAGAUAUUGUAUACUUUGUCAAUAUGUAAGUGAUUAAGAAAGGAAAUGGAUAAAUUAACAAAAAAAAAUAAUACAUUUGGAGGAAAAAUAAAAAGAGAGCAGAUGAGGAAUUUUUUUCUUUGCUGUUAUGUUUUGUAAUUUUAUAUAUAAAAUGGAAAGCACCAAAAAUCUUGCCUAAACAAAGAAGAGGGAAACGUCGGUGGUCAGCUGUUUUCCAGAUGGCUGUCUGAAUGUCUGCAGCACGCAUGCACGCUGUUCUGAUCUUUGAUCUAAUGGCCUGCCCUCCGGGGUCUUCAUCCUUUUGGAGGGGGGCUGUCUAUUUAAGAAUGUUUUAUAGCAUUUCCCCAUAGCAUAUCUUCUCAUGAGAAAAGAAAAAAACAGUAUUGCUUUUGACAUUCUCACAAGUGUCCGCUUUCAAAGAUUCACCUAACAGUAGCUGUGAAAAUGUGGCACUCUAUCUCUCUAUGGGUUUAACUUUUAUAGAACAAACUGUACUGUGGUUAAAACAAAUAACUUGCUAUCACAACUUCCCAUUACUCAACAACUCCCCUUCCUUCCCUCCUUCAAGUGUCCUCACCCUUCUAUCCUGGUAAUAAGAAAACACUGUAAUGCACUGCACUGUAUAUAAUGAUGUAAUAUGUAUGUUGUAAACGUCCCUCUGUAGAAGUGGUCCUUGUUCACCAGUAUGAAUAAUGUAAUAACGUUUAAUGAUUAAAAACUUCAAGAUUAAAGGGCUUCACUCUCCUCACCAUCCACAUU
Messenger RNA from Oryzias melastigma (Indian medaka), 1696 nucleotides. It is a transcript of the gene rab6bb, whose product is annotated as RAB6B, member RAS oncogene family b. The transcript is spliced from 8 exons. NCBI's taxonomy places the organism in Eukaryota, Metazoa, Chordata, Actinopteri, Beloniformes, Adrianichthyidae. Gene Ontology annotation, molecular function: GTP binding; GTPase activity. The coding region runs from base 153 to 779 and encodes 208 amino acids. The record is from RefSeq and is a predicted model, not a curated record.